GUGACGCGAGGUUUGCGGAAGUGUUUCUCGGAGUAGCAUCUUGUUUUAGUCAAGGUCUCACAUCUGCUAAUAGCUAAGUACAGGGAAAUUAGUUAGCGUUACAGUGAGUUCUGUCAGCACACAGCUCAGGUACAGUUAUCCGACAGUGUGAGCGUCCUUCUCAGCUUUAGAAGCUAAAAAUUAAAAACAAGCAUGGCUCGGUCUCUCCUCUCCCUCCUGUCCAGGCUCGGGGCUCUCUCAGUGACCACAUCGGUUCCCGUAACCAGCUGUCGGUUUGCUAGCAGAGGUGUAAGCAAAGCCUGGCCGGGGCAGAACAACGCCCACGGCAGAGAGAGAGGCAGACACAGAGAGGAGAUGUCUGAUGGAGAGCUGGACCUGGAGGAUGUGGAGGACAAGUUUCAAGCCCUGGUGGAUGAAGGCAGGAAAAGGCAAAGGACUGUGAAGUAUCACAUCCUGAGGAGGAAGAUGACAACACCAGGAGCCCCACAGAGGAAGUUAACCUGGGGUGCUAUUGAGCAGAUCAGAUAUCUGAAGCAGGAGCAGCCAGAGGAGUGGACAGUGGAGCGUCUGGCUGAAGGUUUCUCCGUCACACCCGAUGUCAUCCUCAGAGUCCUCAGGAGCAAAUUCGUCCCUUCUCCUGAAAGACAAGCCAAGCAGAAUGCUAAAGUAAUGGCCGGACUUGGUCAGCAGGUGCUGCCUUCAGGUGCUGGGACACGGCAGGACAGACUGAAACUGCCUGGGGGCCGCACACAAACCAUACUGCCAUCUGGAAGCACAGAAGGAGCUUUGGUUCCUGUGGCUCAGCAGACUCAGAUGAUUGAAGGUGAAGGUUCAGGAUUCCAAGCUAAAAGUCCCGUCCCCGUUACUGCCCUGCCCCUCCAGGUUACAGCUGGUGUUAGUAAAGCUGCUGCAGCGACAAGAUUAACUGAAGACAACAGAGCUACUGACAGCAGUCUGACAGAGGAGGAUGAAGAGGAUGAAGAGAGCUGGGAUGGACAGGUGCUGACAGAGGAGGAACUUGAAGAGUUUAUGGAUAUGGAGAAGGCCUCUCCUGCGGUGCAAGUAGGGAAUGACUUCUUUGAUGGUGAGGGAAACUUUUUGUAUAGAAUCUGAAGAGUUUGUGUGUCAAACUGCCAACUGAAUGUAUUUGAUGUUUAAUAAUCAGCUCAGUGACUGAAUGAAGAGAUUAUUGUAAUUUUGGCUGUAAACAAGAAAAACAUAAAUAAAUAUUUUGCAUUCA
Messenger RNA from Amphiprion ocellaris (clown anemonefish), 1240 nucleotides. It is a transcript of the gene ngrn, whose product is annotated as neugrin, neurite outgrowth associated. Gene Ontology annotation, cellular component: nucleus. NCBI's taxonomy places the organism in Eukaryota, Metazoa, Chordata, Actinopteri, Pomacentridae. The transcript has 3 exons. The record is from RefSeq and is a predicted model, not a curated record. The coding region runs from base 193 to 1113 and encodes 306 amino acids.